AUGAAAGUUGAUGUGAGAGUAAGAGAAGACUCCGAACCUGGAGCUGCAGUUGUUGAGCUUUUGAAACUCCCCGGCCUACCACACCACAGCCAUCUAGACUCUUCUCACAAAAACUCAAUUCAAUUCAAAAUUUUAGGCAGCAGUAAUAAUAAAAACCAUCACCAACAACAACAACAACAACAACACUCAAUUCCAAACAACAAAAUCAUUCAACAAUCAACAGUAAUCAUUCCAAGCAGUGAAUAUUUCGCAAUCGACAGUACAUCUUCGACUAUCACGUUGAAACAACAAAUCGAUCGGGAACUAGUCUGCGGACCACGCGUCACAACGUGCAUUUUGAUUUUCAGAGUCGCCAUCAUCAGCCCGCCACUGACCAUAAUUUCCGUUCACGUGACCGUUGAUGACGUCAACGAUAAUGCUCCCUACUUCCCUCAACCAUUCGUCACCGUGCAGAUCCCCGAAGAUGUUGUUCCGGAUUCGCACACGCCCUACGAACUUCCUGUUGCUGCAGAUGACGAUUCGCCGGAAUUCGGUGUCGUGAGUUAUUCGGUCAAGUGGCUGUCGGUAGCGAUUAAUGCAACUAAUGACGCAUCUAGGGAUGUUCCAUUUCAGUUAAGUACUCAUCAAUCAUCUUCAGCGAACAACAAACACUUGAUGAAACCCGUGUUAAUUGUUAGCAAGGAGCUGGAUCGAGAGUCGUGCGAUGAGUACGUCUUCACGUUGGAAGCCCACGACGGGGGUGUGCCGUCAAAAACAUCAAGCCUCAGUGUGACGAUCAAAGUUACCGACAUCAACGACAACGCUCCAGUUUUCAAUCAGACAGUUUAUCGAAUCACAUUAUCCGAGGGUGAAGAAGUAGGCAGUGCUGUGUUGGCAGUGUCAGCUUUCGAUAUCGAUUCAGGUCCGAACGGACAUUUGAAGUAUUCCAUCGAAUCGGAUAUCACGAACAAUCCGACAACUAAUAACAACUUUCAUCAAACCAGUCAAAAUUUUUACAUCGAACCCGAAACCGGUAUUAUUCGACUAAUUAACCGACUCAAUUUCAAUUUGGCAUCACAGCACCGGUUGAAAAUACUGGCCGAGGACGGCGGGCUGACGGUGAAACAUACAGGCACCUGUGACGUCAUCAUUGACGUCAUCGACACCAACGAUAACAGACCAAUCAUAAGCGUAGAAUAUGCAGGAGAUGAACCGGAAGUGCAAGAGAACGCAGCGGCAGGAGCAUUCGUGGCUUACAUAACAGUUGAGGAUGACGACAGCGGAACGGCUGGUGUCACGGAGUGCAAGCUGCACGGCAAGACCACUCAGUACAAGCUGAUGACGACCGCAACCUUCGAUCGUGAAUGCAUCAACUCUACGAAUAUUUCAAUCGAGUGUACUGACUUCGGCCAGCCAGCCCUAUCGAAUGUUGUCAAUUUAACCAUUCGAAUAUCUGACGAAAACGAUAACAGCCCUAAAUUUAGUAGGCCCGCGUUCGAAUUUUCAGUCUUGGAGAAUAAUAAAGCCGGUCAGUUCAUUGGGAGAGUUGUUGCGUUCGACGAAGACGCCGACAUGAAUGGCGAGUUGACAUACACCUUUGGCCCAGACGCCACUUUCGACGUUUCUUCAUAUUUUGAAUUGGACGCCCGCAACGGAAUCAUUACAGCGAAAAUUGCUUUCGAUCGAGAAUAUCAAUCCAAGUACGAAAUGACGAUGCAAGUGAAGGACGGUGGCGAACCAGCUCGUUCAGCCAGUUGCUUGCUGCUCGUUAACAUUUCAGACGAGAACGAUGAAACUCCGACGUUUUCAAGCUCGCUCUACACAUUUGCAACGUACGAGAACCAGCCAGCCAGCACCGAAGUCGGUCGGUUGACUGCUCAUGAUACGGACCUCUUUCCAAACAACAUUGUUCACUACUCGAAAGAUGAGCACAACGAUAUUUUCUCACUCGACAAAGAAACCGGGACCAUCAAAUCUUUGGUGUCGUUAGAUAGGGAGGUGACGGAUUCGUAUAAUUUUACGGUGAAGGCAUACAAUCCCAGCGUAUCAAACACUUCAACAUUGAAGGAGGUUUGGAGUACUACUUUAGUGUCUGUUGUAGUAGCGGAUCGUAAUGAUAAUGCUCCAGUUAUUAUUUUUCCGGUACCGAGUCUCAACGAUACGGUUCACAUAACAACAAAUCAGAAGAUCGGCAGUGAAAUAGCUAGAGUGCUAGCAAGAGAUGGCGAUGUCGGAACGAACGCUCAACUUCGAUAU
Messenger RNA from Helobdella robusta, 2235 nucleotides. RefSeq lists its product as hypothetical. Gene Ontology annotation, biological process: homophilic cell-cell adhesion. Gene Ontology annotation, molecular function: calcium ion binding. Gene Ontology annotation, cellular component: plasma membrane. Lineage: Eukaryota; Metazoa; Annelida; Clitellata; Rhynchobdellida; Glossiphoniidae. The transcript has 2 exons. The annotation marks the transcript as partial. The record is from RefSeq and is a predicted model, not a curated record.